Molecule: messenger RNA, 1571 nt
Organism: Capsicum annuum
Lineage: Eukaryota; Viridiplantae; Streptophyta; Magnoliopsida; Solanales; Solanaceae
Exons: 1
Coding region: 496-1221 (241 amino acids)
Source: RefSeq, a predicted model, not a curated record
UUUUUUUUGUUAAAAUAAAUUGUACUUCUUAACAAUUUUUUAAUUUUUACUAUAUCAAUCCAAGCCUCAAAUAAGCAUCCUCACCAACUAUAUCAAGUCCUUUCCUUUUCCAGUUUGGACUACAGAAUCCACACUAAAUUCUUUGAGGAGCCCACAUUUCGUUACCAACUUACCAAAUAUUAGUCAAUUUUUUAUAUGUGAAACGCAUGACUAUUUACUACCCCCUCUCAUUAAAUUAAUUGGCAUUCUUGUAAAUAAUUCCCAUAAUUGUGUUAUUUUAUAUGGCGAAACACGCUGUUUGGUCUACCAACAUUUGUUUUUGCCAUAAAAAGGUUCUUAUCCAUGGUUAAGUUUUAUCCCCCAAAGCUUAACCAUAGUUAACCUUUUUAUUUUUUCUUUAACCAUGGUUAAGUUAUUGGUCUCCCCCACCUUUAUAUAAGAAGAUGAUACAACAGUUUAUCAAAAAGGCAGAGAUAUUGCAAGCUUACCUUAAAAAUGGCAUUCUAUUUAGAUGAAGAAGAAAUAUGGAAAUGUCCAAAACACCCUUCAAAGAGACGAAGAAACGGAGUUUGCCCUGUUUGUCUCAAGGACCGUUUAGUCAUUCUUUGCCCUGACUGUGCUAACGUACGCCCCUGUGCUUGCUACGCCUCUACGGCGUCGUCUUCCUCCUCCGCUUCGUCUUCGUUUUCUAUCUUCUCCACAUCCUCCGGCCGUAGUAACGGCGGCGGCGGUGGUGGUGGUUGUGACGGAGUUUGCUCAGCCGCACGUGUGUCCAAUCUCAUAGAUAGUGAACCGGCGUUCCUCCGAUCGAGAUCCGUCGGAAUUCCGUUCCUCCGAUCACGUGACAAAAACUCCGUCGAGCGGAAGAAUCAACAAAUUAGUAACAAGAUGAACAAAACGCCGUCGUUUUGGUCGGUUUUCAAGCUGAGUAGUAAGAGUAGGAGAAACGGAGAUAAUUCAGAGAAAGAAGAACUGAAAGCGGGAACUAAAGGUGAUAUUUUUCAUGACAAUAAUAUUAACGAAAUUACUGCUGAUAGAAUUGAAGAUUUUGCGAAGAUGAUGAAGAGAUCGAGAUCAAUGAGUGUGGUAAUAACGUCAAUUUCCGGCAAAGAGUCACCGGCGAAGUCAAAAGGAUGGCAUUUUCCGAGUCCGAUGAAAGUUUUCCGGCAAUCGAAGGCUUCGAAAUUGGCUCACGAACGGUCACCUUUGUACAGAGGUUGAGGUUUUUUUUUUUUUUUUUUUUUUGAGUGUAUUAUUUAAUGUUUAGAUACUAUAAGAGGGGAUUUUAUGAAGCACUCGAGUAAAUAAUAAAAUUAGUUUUAUUAUUAUGAAUAUGAAACAAUAAUCACUUCUGUUUAAGAAGAUUAGAAGAAGUGGAAGUUGUAAUGUACUUUCAGGUUGAGUAAAUCUCCAUUGUACUUGUUUUCUGAUAGCUAGUUAUGUUGUUCGUACUCUUUAAAAUAUUGAAAGAAGCAUGUUAGAUUCUUUAAUAUUAGGAGAGUUCGAACAACAUAAUUUACUACUAUAUUUCAUUACUAUUGAAUUCAAAUUUACUAUAUGGUUUUUUGGUA